GCCAUGAAGCGGGACGUCCGCAUCCUACUGCUGGGCGAGGCCCAGGUGGGGAAGACGUCGCUGAUCUUGUCGCUGGUGGGCGAGGAGUUCCCGGAGGAGGUCCCUCCCCGGGCGGAAGAGAUCACAAUUCCUGCGGAUGUCACCCCGGAGAAGGUGCCCACCCACAUCGUGGACUACUCAGAAGCCGAGCAGACGGAGGAGGAGCUGCAGGAGGAGAUCCGCAAGGCAAACGUGGUGUGUGUAGUGUAUGAUGUCUCCGAACAGGCCACCAUCGAGAAGAUCAGAACCAAGUGGAUCCCGCUCGUAAAUGGCAGGACCGAGGAGGGCCCUAGGGUCCCCAUCAUCCUGGUAGGCAACAAGUCGGACCUGCGGCCAGGGGGCUCCGUGGAGGCCGUGUUGCCCAUCAUGAACCAGUUCCCCGAGAUUGAGACCUGUGUGGAGUGCUCGGCUAAGAACCUGAGGAACGUCUCGGAGCUGUUCUACUAUGCGCAGAAGGCAGUGCUGCACCCCAUGGCCCCACUGUAUGACCCUACAGCCAAGCAGCUGCAGCCCGCGUGCACGCAGGCCCUCACACGCAUCUUCAGGCUCUCAGACCGGGACCUGGACCAGGCGCUCAGUGAUGAGGAGCUCAACACGUUCCAGAAGUCCUGCUUCGGGCACCCCCUGGCCCCCCAGGCCCUGGAGGACGUGAAGACGGUGGUGAGCAGGCACGUGGCAGGUGGCGUGCGGGACAACCGGCUGACGCUGGACGGUUUCCUCUUCUUGAACACCCUGUUCAUCCAGCGAGGCCGCCAUGAGACCACCUGGGCCAUCCUGCGACGCUUCGGCUACGGUGACACACUCGAGCUCACGGAUGACUACCUCUUUCCCCCGCUCCCAGUGCCCCCGGGCUGCACCACUGAGCUCAACCACUUGGGUUACCAGUUCUUGCAGACGGUGUUUGAGAAGCAUGACCAGGACCGCGAUGGUGCCCUGUCGCCCGCGGAGCUGCAGGGGUUCUGCAGUGUGUUCCCGUCGGCUCCCUGGGGCCCUGAGCUGCCCCGCACCGUGUGUACCCUGGCUGGUGGCCAGCUGCCUCUGCACGGCUUCCUCUGCCAGUGGACCCUGGUGACCUACCUGGACGUCCGGCGCUGCCUCGGGCACCUCGGCUACCUGGGGUACCCCAUCCUCUGCAAGCAGGACUCCCAGGCCCACGCCAUCACAGUUACCCGGGCGAAGAGGCUGGACCAGGAGAAGGGCCAGACGCAGAGACAUGUUCUUCUGUGUGAGGUGGUGGGGGCGCGUGGUGUGGGCAAGUCCGCUUUCCUGCAGGCCUUCCUCGGCCGGAGCAUGGAGCAUCCGGAGCCCCCUGAGGGAUCUUCUGUCCACGCCAUCAAUACGGUGCACGUCACCGGGCAGGAGAAGUACCUGAUCCUGCGUGAGGUGGAUGCAGACAGCCUGCUGGACACCGAGUCGGAGGUCACCUGUGACGUCGCCUGUCUGCUGUUUGACAGCAGGGACCCCACAUCCUUUGCGUUCUGCAGUAGGGUCUACAAGCAGCGUUACCUGGACAGGCAGACCCCCUGCCUGUUCGUUGCCUCCAAGGCCGACCUGCCCAGAGGCACUGUGCCGCCUGGCACACCAGCAACUGAGUUCUGCCGUCGGCACCGGCUGCCCAGCCCUGCCUUGUUCUCCUGCGCUGGCCCGGCCGCACCCAGCACUGCCAUCUUCAGCCGGCUGGCCACCAUGGCCACCUUCCCACACAUGGUCCACGAGGAACUGCACGCCGCCUCUUGGCUGUGGGUGAUGCUGGGGGCUGCUGGGGCGGCCCUGGCUGCCCUGCUCAGCUUCUCCCUGUACAGGGCCCUGGUAAGGAGCCGAUGA
Orycteropus afer afer is the source of this 1863-nucleotide messenger RNA. RefSeq names its product ras homolog family member T2 (gene RHOT2). The transcript is spliced from 19 exons. Lineage: Eukaryota; Metazoa; Chordata; Mammalia; Tubulidentata; Orycteropodidae. Gene Ontology annotation, cellular component: mitochondrial outer membrane. Gene Ontology annotation, biological process: regulation of mitochondrion organization; small GTPase-mediated signal transduction; mitochondrion organization. The coding region runs from base 4 to 1863 and encodes 619 amino acids. Gene Ontology annotation, molecular function: GTP binding; GTPase activity; calcium ion binding. The record is from RefSeq and is a predicted model, not a curated record.